Phodopus roborovskii (desert hamster) is the source of this 3189-nucleotide messenger RNA. It is a transcript of the gene Enpp2, whose product is annotated as ectonucleotide pyrophosphatase/phosphodiesterase 2. Bases 186 to 2774 code for a protein of 862 amino acids. The transcript is spliced from 25 exons. The record is from RefSeq and is a predicted model, not a curated record. Gene Ontology annotation, biological process: estrous cycle; phosphatidylcholine catabolic process; immune response. Gene Ontology annotation, molecular function: scavenger receptor activity; phosphatidylcholine lysophospholipase A1 activity; phosphodiesterase I activity. NCBI's taxonomy places the organism in Eukaryota, Metazoa, Chordata, Mammalia, Rodentia, Cricetidae.
AGCUUAGAGCUGCAAUUUGUGAACCAGCUGUGAUGAAAUCGCGCUCUGGACGAAUCAGAUGCGCCUGUCAACUUCCCAGGUGGGAUUGCUUGGAGUUAAUAGACUGAACAAGAGCCCCGAACAAACGCAGUGCUUUCAGGGCACGCAAAGAACACCCUACAGAGGCUUUCCAAGAAUCCCUCGGCAUGGCAAGAAAAGGCUCUUUCGGGUCAUACCAGGUAAUAUCCCUGUUCACUUUUGCCAUCGGUGUCAAUAUCUGCUUAGGAUUCACAGCAAGUCGAAUCAAGAGGGCAGAAUGGGAUGAAGGAUCUCCCACAGUGUUAUCUGACUCUCCAUGGACCAACAUAUCUGGAUCCUGCAAGGGUAGAUGCUUUGAACUUCAAGAGGCUGGACCUCCCGACUGUCGGUGUGACAACCUAUGCAAGAGCUACAGCAGCUGCUGUCAUGACUUUGAUGAGCUCUGCUUGAAAACAGCUCGUGGCUGGGAGUGCACCAAAGACAGAUGUGGAGAAGUACGAAAUGAGGAGAAUGCUUGUCACUGCUCAGAAGACUGCCUGUCCAGGGGAGACUGCUGUACCAAUUACCAAGUGGUCUGCAAAGGAGAAUCGCACUGGGUAGAUGACGACUGUGAAGAAAUAAAGGCUCCCGAAUGCCCUGCAGGGUUUGUCCGCCCUCCAUUAAUCAUCUUCUCUGUGGAUGGGUUCCGUGCAUCAUACAUGAAGAAAGGCAGCAAGGUCAUGCCUAAUAUUGAGAAACUGCGAUCCUGUGGCACACAUGCUCCCUAUAUGAGGCCUGUGUACCCCACAAAGACCUUCCCUAAUCUAUAUACUUUGGCCACUGGUUUAUAUCCAGAAUCCCAUGGAAUCGUUGGCAAUUCAAUGUAUGAUCCUGUAUUCGAUGCUACUUUCCAUCUUCGAGGGCGAGAGAAGUUUAAUCAUCGAUGGUGGGGUGGUCAACCACUAUGGAUUACAGCCAUCAAGCAAGGGGUGAGAGCCGGAACAUUCUUUUGGUCUGUGACCAUCCCUCAUGAGCGGAGAAUCCUAACCAUCCUACAGUGGCUUUCACUGCCAGACAAUGAGAGGCCUUCAGUCUAUGCUUUCUAUUCUGAGCAGCCUGAUUUCUCUGGACACAAAUAUGGCCCUUUUGGCCCUGAGAUGACAAAUCCUCUGAGGGAGAUUGACAAAACCGUGGGGCAGUUAAUGGAUGGACUGAAACAACUCAAGCUGCAUCGGUGUGUGAAUGUUAUCUUCGUUGGAGACCAUGGAAUGGAAGACGUGACAUGUGACAGAACCGAGUUCUUGAGCAACUAUCUGACUAAUGUGGAUGAUAUUACUUUAGUGCCUGGAACUCUAGGAAGAAUUCGAUCAAAAUUUAGCAAUAAUCCUAAAUAUGACCCUAAAGCCAUUAUUGCUAAUCUCACGUGUAAAAAACCAGAUCAGCACUUUAAGCCUUACAUGAAACAGCAUCUCCCCAAACGUUUGCACUAUGCCAACAACAGGAGAAUUGAGGAUAUCCAUUUGUUGGUGGAUCGCAGAUGGCAUGUAGCAAGGAAACCUUUGGAUGUUUAUAAGAAGCCAUCAGGAAAAUGUUUUUUCCAGGGUGACCAUGGCUUUGACAACAAAGUCAACAGUAUGCAGACUGUUUUUGUAGGUUAUGGCCCAACUUUUAAGUACAGGACGAAAGUGCCUCCAUUUGAAAACAUUGAGCUUUACAAUGUUAUGUGUGAUCUCCUAGGAUUGAAGCCGGCUCCCAAUAACGGAACUCAUGGAAGUUUGAAUCACCUAUUGCGUACAAAUACCUUUAGGCCAACCAUACCAGAGGAAGUCACCAGACCCAACUAUCCAGGGAUAAUGUACCUCCAGUCUGAUUUUGACCUGGGCUGCACCUGUGAUGAUAAGGUAGAGCCAAAGAACAAAUUGGACGAGCUCAAUAAACGUCUUCACAUCAAAGGGUCUACAGAAGAGAGACAUCUCCUGUAUGGACGACCUGCUGUGCUUUAUCGGACUAGAUACGAUAUCUUAUACCACACGGAUUUUGAAAGUGGUUAUAGUGAAAUACUAUUAAUGCCUCUCUGGACAUCAUAUACCUUUUCUAAGCAGGCUGAGGUCUCCAGCAUCCCCGAGCAUCUGACCCACUGCGUUCGCCCUGAUGUCCGUGUGUCUCCAGAAUUCAGUCAGAACUGUUUGGCCUAUAAAAACGAUAAACAGAUGUCAUAUGGAUUCCUUUUUCCUCCCUAUCUGAGCUCUUCCCCAGAAGCUAAAUAUGAUGCAUUCCUUGUAACCAACAUGGUUCCAAUGUAUCCUGCUUUCAGACGUAUCUGGACUUAUUUCCAAAGGGUUUUGGUGAAGAAAUAUGCUUCAGAAAGGAAUGGAGUCAAUGUAAUAAGUGGACCAAUUUUUGACUACAAUUAUGAUGGCUUACGUGACACUGAGGAUGAAAUCAAACAGUAUGUGGAAGGCAGCUCUAUUCCUGUGCCAACUCAUUACUACAGCAUCAUCACCAGCUGCCUAGACUUCACUCAGCCUGCAGACAAGUGUGAUGGUCCACUCUCCGUGUCCUCUUUCAUCCUUCCUCACCGACCCGACAACGAUGAGAGCUGCAAUAGCUUAGAGGAUGAGUCCAAGUGGGUAGAGGAACUCAUGAAGAUGCACACAGCUCGGGUGCGGGACAUUGAGCAUCUCACCGGUUUGGACUUCUACCGGAAGACUAGUCGUAGCUAUUCAGAAAUUCUGACACUCAAGACAUACCUGCAUACGUACGAGAGUGAGAUUUAAAUCUCUGGGCAUGUGCAGUGUAGUCUCAGCAACUGGUGUAUAUUUUUAUAUUGUGUUUGUAUUUAUUAAUUUGAAGCAGGACAUUUAAAGAAAAAACACUUAGUAUUUUAAUCUUCUACCAAAUCUGACAUAUUAAGCCUGAAUGACUGCUAUUUUUCCUCUAAUGCUUGAUUUAGAGUAGAGCUUGUAGUGAACACUGCGGCUCAUGAUCCAAGUAGAAGCUUCCACACGGUGCUGUAGACUAAACAUUUGCAUCGAGGAAAUAUGAAUUUUCUGUGCAUAGUCACUACAUGUAGUCCUGUUCUAUAGUGAAACACUGAUUGUGUAAAGUUGCAUUCAUUUGCUGUUAACUUUGACAGACAUAUUUAAGCCUCAUAGACCAAUCUUAAAUAUAAUAAAUCACAUGUUCAGAUUU